AUGGACCAAAGUGAAGGGAAUGAAAAAUGUAACGAUACGCUUGAAAGCUCAUGGUAUUCAGAGCUUUGUUCAUCUAGCUCAAGUAGAAAUGUUCAAAGUCAAGAUGCAGAUGAUAACGACAGCGACAUAACUGUCACUGAGGAAUCUUUCGAUGUUGUUCCUAAUUUUAAGCAGAAUAAGCUAGAGACGGACACAAUUCAAGUCACUAGCAUUUCUAGCCAGUACUGUGUUAAAAAUAAUAAAAGUGACGAAGAGAAUCAACUGCAAAAUCACAAUGAAUUUGUUCGCGAAAAACGGACUAUCAAAGAUAAAAUGAGAAUUGGUAAUUGGCAAGAUAAAGUCCGAGGAACUCCUUUUCGACCAAGUCGGAGUGUUGCGAAUCAGAAUUUAAAAGAUUCUGGGCUUGAUCAACGCUAUGAUAAUUGCUCAUCGUUGGAUGAAUUUUUUAAUUACCUCAUUGCUGAUGGAAAGCAGCGCUCAUAUAGUCAAAAAGUAACCAAUUCUGUCAAUCGCUUCUUAUAUUGGUGUGCCAAUGGUCAAGAAUUUAAUUGGCAAUAUUUAGCAGAUACACAGCUUAUUAAUAAAUAUGCAAGUAUCUUAACAGAUGAAGUUAAGCUCUUUACAUCAUCUAUCUAUAAUAUUGUCUUCAGUCUUAAACGAGCAAGAGAAUAUGCCAUUAAAAUGGGAAUGAUUGAACAAUUAGACCAAAGCGAACACGAUAUUGUUAAUAAUUUAUUAGAUUCCUAUAAAUCCGAUAAGCAAAAGCGAUGCCGUGAAAUUCGCCUUUCCGAUAAAGGAGAUUAUUAUUUGAACCCAAUUACCCUAUUUAAGCUAGUUAAUCGUCGUGAUAAUCGACUACGAUACGAUAUGAUAUCCAAAUGGGCGUUAAAAUGUAAUCCUACCCCAGGGUGGCAGUCUGUUGAAUACCAAGGCUAUACUUUCGCUUUACGUUAUACGAUUGUUCAAGUGUUAAUUUGGUGUAAAGCAAGAUUGAUUGCAUUGUGUAAUAUGACCUUUGACGAUAUCGAAGCUGCUAAAACCGAUUGGCUAGACCAAGAUCAGGAAGUCACAAUUACGGUAUAUGAUCACGAUGUUAACGACUACAACGCAAUAUAUAUUACUUUAACAGGCUAUCCUAAAGUGGUCUUUUAUAAUUUUUGGCGUUAUGUAAGGCGUUGCUUACCCAAAAUAGUUGAAGGAGAUGAAUCUUACGUCUUUUUAAAUUGCCGUGGUAGACGAUUAACCACAUCGAAAGCUAAUGAACAUGUGGAAUUUUUCUUUGCUGAAUGUGGCUUACCCAAAAUUAAUACCAGUCGUUUGGUUAAAUCCUUAAAUAGAGCUCUUCAGCCUGAAUUCUUCUAUCAACUUAAAACUAAAAAUUGGCAAAAGCUGGACGACCUACUACGCGUUCAAGAUUAUACUUAA
Messenger RNA from Trichoplax adhaerens, 1425 nucleotides. RefSeq lists its product as uncharacterized. The record is from RefSeq and is a predicted model, not a curated record. Gene Ontology annotation, biological process: DNA integration; DNA recombination. Lineage: Eukaryota; Metazoa; Placozoa; Uniplacotomia; Trichoplacea; Trichoplacidae. Gene Ontology annotation, molecular function: DNA binding. The coding region runs from base 1 to 1425 and encodes 474 amino acids. The transcript is spliced from 3 exons.